Epinephelus fuscoguttatus (brown-marbled grouper) is the source of this 6651-nucleotide messenger RNA. RefSeq names its product golgi brefeldin A resistant guanine nucleotide exchange factor 1 (gene gbf1). The record is from RefSeq and is a predicted model, not a curated record. NCBI's taxonomy places the organism in Eukaryota, Metazoa, Chordata, Actinopteri, Perciformes, Serranidae. Gene Ontology annotation, biological process: regulation of ARF protein signal transduction. Gene Ontology annotation, molecular function: guanyl-nucleotide exchange factor activity. The transcript is spliced from 38 exons. The coding region runs from base 298 to 5625 and encodes 1775 amino acids.
UUUUCCACGUCAGUGUGUUUACCAAGAGCAGAUUGACAGCUGCUGGAAGGUGUUCCAUUUAUUCACUUAUGGAGGAUUUUUUUGGAAGAGUGAAUGAAUAAGUGGUGUUUGGAAACAACACGUUAUCACACCGUGGAAUGUCCGAAAUUUUCCGUUAAUCCUGCUGUCGUCGUGAACUGAACUUUGGUCUUCUUCAUUGAGGGUUGGCCGGCUAGCCUGCUAGCUUGCUGAGCUAGGCUAGCAGUAGCUACAGCAGGACUCCAUCUUUGAAAUAGCAGCUAUAUACAGAAAAGCAGCAUGGUGGACAAAAAAAUCUACAUUGUCCAGGGUGAAGUUAGUACUGUUGUUGGAGCUAUCAAGAGGAACUCAAGAUGGAACACCCACACUCCACUGGAUGAAGAACAGGACCCAUUACUGAACAGCUUUGGCCACGUCAAGGAAAUACUCAACAACAUAAAAGAGCUGUCAGAUGUUGAACCCAAUGUUUUUCUUCGGCCCUUCCUAGAAGUUGUCCGCUCUGAGGACACCACUGGACCAAUAACAGGCCUUGCCCUUACUUCCGUCAACAAGUUCCUUUCCUUUGGCAUUAUAGAUGCUAACCAUGAAGCAGCAGCAGAAGCCAUUGAGAACAUGGCAGAUGCAGUCACACACGCUAGAUUUGUGGGAACAGACCCUGCCAGCGAUGAAGUGGUCCUCAUGAAAAUUCUACAGGUGCUGAGGACUCUGCUGCUGACACCAGUUGGAUCCCAUCUGACCAACGAGUCUGUUUGUGAGAUUAUGCAGUCCUGCUUCAGGAUCUGCUUUGAGAUGCGCCUAAGCGAGCUCCUCAGGAAAUCAGCCGAACAUACACUGGUUGACAUGGUGCAGCUACUGUUCUCUAGACUACCACAGUUCAAAGAGGAAGCCAAGAGCUAUGUGGGUGCCAACAUGAAGAAGUUGAAGAUGCGUGCCGGUGGGAUGAGUGAGUCAUCCAAAUGGAAAAAGCAGAAACGCUCACCAAGGCCACCACGCCACAUGGUCCGAAGUCCUUCUGGUCAGAUGGAUGCAACUCAGUCCAGCACCCUCAGUAACAACAACCUCACAGGUGGCGUCCCGUUCAUUGAGCAAGGCUUAUCCACCUCUAGCCUACCAGCUUCAGAGAGUGCCAGUUCGUCCAUUUCCAGCCCUACAACCACAGACAGUGGCCUAGACACCUGUUCCAAAGCCACCUCCAGGGAAGAUCUCUCUGACCUGGAGCAAUGUUACUCAUCUACAGCUACCUUUAGCACUGGUGCCACGCUUCCUGAGACUGAGCCUGGCUCUCCAAGUAUACAGUCUGAGGACAGGCGAGUUGAGCAAGCUCAGUCUGCCUCAGUGGAGUCUAUCCCUGAGGUUCUGGAGGACAAAGAUUCCAUCACAGAGCAGUCAGACAACACCUCUGUCCAUGACAUGGACUAUGUUAACCCUCGAGGAGUACGUUUCACACAGUCCACACAAAGAGACGGAGCUUCCCUCAUCCCUUAUGGCCUGCCAUGUCUAAGGGAGCUUUUUCGCUUCCUGAUCUCACUGACCAACCCCCAUGACCGCCACAACACUGACGCCAUGAUGCACAUGGGCCUGCAGCUGCUGACUGUAGCACUUGAGUCGGCAAACAUUUCCAACCACCAGUCUUUACUAGGACUGGUCAAGGAUGAGCUCUGCAGACAUCUCUUACAGUUGCUGAGUGUGGACCGUAUGAACCUGUAUGCUUCCUCCAUCCGAGUUUGCUUCUUGCUUUUUGAAAGUAUGAGAGUCCAUCUAAAGUUUCAGCUUGAGAUGUACCUAAAGAAACUGAUGGACAUCAUCACGUCAGAGAACAUUAAGAUGCCCUAUGAGAUGAAGGAGAUGGCUCUGGAGGCACUGGUCCAGUUGUGGAGGAUUCCCAGCUUUGUCACUGAGCUGUAUAUCAACUAUGACUGUGACUUCUACUGCUCUAAUCAGUUUGAGGACCUCACCAAGCUGCUGUCCAAGAAUGCGUUCCCAGUGUCAGGGCAGCUCUACACCACCCACCUCCUGUCACUGGAGGCUCUGCUCACAGUGAUUGACAGCACCGAAGCCCACUGCCAGGCCAAGGUGCUCAACAGUGCUGCUCAACAAGACCAGUCAGAAACACUGCUGGCAGAGGGAGAAGGUUCAGCCAAAAAUGGGACAGACACUACAACUGAUCUAAAUAGACUGGACAGUACAAAUGGUGUGAGUCUUCCACCAGCCGAAAAUGCCCCAGUGUGUCCACCAACCAGUGGACAUUUGAUGGCAGAGAAGAUGAGACUGGGUAGACAAGAUCAAGGAGACAAUGACACUGCUGAGAAGAGAGCCCUUAAAAAACCUCAACGUUUCUCAUCAUGUUUACCUGAUUCCCAAGAGUUAUUAGAAAUUAAAACGAAGAAAAAGCUGCUGAUCACAGGCACAGAGCAGUUUAACCAGAAGCCUAAGAAGGGGAUCCAGUUUCUGCAGGAAAAAGGCCUCCUCAGUAACCCCAUAGACAACAACCAGGUGGCCCAGUGGCUCAGAGAAAACCCCCGCCUGGACAAAAAGAUGAUUGGCGAGUACAUCAGUGACCGCAAAAACAUGGAGCUCCUGGACAGCUUUGUAAACACAUUCACCUUCCAGGGGCUUCGUAUUGAUGAAGCCCUGCGGCUCUACCUGGAGGCUUUUAGACUACCUGGAGAGGCUCCUGUCAUCCAAAGACUCCUGGAAACCUUCACAGACAACUGGCAUAAAGUGAACGGCUCUCCUUUCAUGACCAACGAUGCAGGCUUUGCCUUGGCCUAUGCUGUCAUCAUGCUGAACACUGACCAGCACAACCACAAUGUCCGCAAGCAGAAUAUCCCCAUGACUAUAGAGCAAUUCAAGAAAAAUCUGAAAGGAGUGAAUGGAAACAAAGACUUUGACCAGGACAUGUUGGAGGAUAUCUACAACGCUAUAAAGAAUGAAGAGAUUGUGAUGCCAGAUGAGCAGACAGGGUUAGUGAAGGAGAACUAUGUAUGGAGUGUGUUGCUACACCGUGGCGCCACACCUGAGGGCAUUUUCCUCCACCUGCCACCCGGCAGCUACGACCAUGACUUGUUCACCAUGACCUGGGGUCCAACCAUUGCUGCGCUCUCCUACGUCUUUGACAAGAGCCUGGAUGACAACAUCAUUCAGAAAGCCAUCACUGGCUUCAGGAAAUGUGCAAUGAUAGCAGCUCACUAUGGCUUCAGUGAUGUUUUCGACAAUUUGAUCAUCUCCCUCUGCAAGUUCACCACUCUAAGCAGUGAGUCUGUGGAAAACCUUCCUACAGUGUUUGGCAGCAAUAAUAAGGCACAGACAGCAGCCAAGACAGUGUUUGACCUAGCCCAUCGGCACGGCAACAUCCUGAGGGAGGGCUGGAAGAACAUCAUGGAUUCCAUGCUACAGCUGUUCAGAGCCGAGCUCCUGCCCAAAGCCAUGGUUGAGGUGGAGGAUUUUGUGGAGCCAAAUGGAAAAAUUUCUCUUCAAAGAGAGGAAACGCCUUCAAAUCGCGGUGAGUCGGCAGUGUUGAGUUUUGUCAACUGGUUGACGUUGAGUGGAGCAGAGCAGUCAGGACUCAGAGGACCAUCCACGGAAAACCAGGAGGCCAAGCAGGCUGCCAUCCUUUGCAUAAAGCAAUGUGACCCAGAAAAGCUUAUCACAGAGAGUAAAUUCCUACAGCUAGAGUCUCUACAGGAGCUAAUGAAGGCUCUGAUAUCAGUCACCCCAGAUGAAGAGACCUAUGAUGAAGAGGAUGCUGCCUUCUGCUUGGAGAUGUUGCUGCGUAUCGUUCUGGAGAACCGAGACCGUGUGUCAUGUGUGUGGCAGACAGUGCGAGACCAUCUCUGCCAUCUUUGUGUCCACACCAAUGAGAGCUGCUUCCUGGUGGAGAGGGCUGUUGUUGGACUCCUUCGACUUGCAAUCCGGCUGCUACGACGGGAAGACAUUAGCUCUCAGGUUCUCCACUCCCUGCGUCUUCUGCUGAUGAUGAAAUCUCACGUCUUGUCCCGGGUCAGCAGAGAGGUGGCUUAUGGUCUCCAUGAGCUACUCAAGACUAAUGCAGCCAACAUUCACUGUACAAACGACUGGUACACACUCUUCUCCUUGCUGGAGUGCAUUGGAGCCGGUGUGAAACCUCCUGCCUCCUUCCAGCUGGCCUCCACCACUACUGACCAUGACACAGGUGCCCAGUCAGAUAGUGAGCUGCCAUCACAUCAUCUGAGUGAAGUGAGUUCAGAGCGUGGCUAUACGUCUGACUCAGGAGUCUACACCGAGCACAGCAAGCCCAGGAUUCUUCGCUCUGCAACAGACGUGGAUGUAGCAAGCAGUGGAUGGCUUGUGGUCGGGAAAGAUGACCUAGAGACGAGUAAGAGCCCUCCAGUAAGCACUAAAGCUCAGCUGAAUCAUCCACUGGUCAACCAGUACAGUCUGACAUUGGGUCAGGACCUAGGCCAGCAUGACACCAAGUCUCUCAUCAAGUGUGUGGAAACGCUCUCGUUCAUUGUCCGGGAUGCCGCCCAUGUCACCCCAGACAACUUUGAGCUGUGUGUUAGAGCUAUACGAGUGUUUGUGGAGGCCAGCCUCAAUGGAGGUUACCGCAACCAUGACAAAAAGAAGAGCCAUAAGUAUGACUCCUCCAAGUCCCGGAUGAGGAAGAAGGCAGGGGGAAAGGAUAAGGAGGGUGGAGGAAACACAAGGCGAGGAGGCAGCCGGGCAUCCAGCCAGCGUCCGUCACGUUCCCACAGUGAUGAGGAGGAGGACGAGGGUGUACCGGCCAGCUACCACACGGUGUCAUUACAGGUGCUUUUCCCCUUGCUAACUAAGCUGCUCGACAACAUUAGCCCAGCAGAUGUGGGCGGUAUGGAGGAGACCAGAAUGAGAGCCUGCACACUUCUGUCAAAGGUUUUCCUCCAGCACCUCUCUCCUCUGCUGUCCCUGCCUACCUUUGCUGCCCUCUGGCUCACCAUUCUGGAUUUCAUGGACAAGUACAUGCAUGCAGGAUCCAGUGACUUACUGUUGGAGGCAAUCCCUGAGUCUCUGAAGAACAUGCUGCUGGUGAUGGACACAGCAGGCAUCUUCCACAGCGCUGACUCCAGGACAGGAUAUUCAGACCUGUGGGAAAUAACCUGGGAACGAAUCGUCUGCUUCCUGCCUAACCUCAGGGAGGAGCUCUUCAAACAGACUGUCAUACCAGAUCCAGUACCCAGUCCUCCAGCAGAGCCUGUGCAGCCGACACCCUCAGCAGAACGACCUUCAUCCCCACACGUGUCUCAGCCGCCCUCCCCAGUCCCAGUUAUCCCUGCAGAUACACAGACCCCCAGCAGGCCAGCAUCACCCCAGGAGCCCCACCCAGCCAGUGCUAAUGGAUCAGACCGGUCGUCUCCAGUCCCACCUUCAGUUCCCCCCAUGCCGGUGCCGUUAACAACGUCCUCUGCCCAGGCUCCCUCACCUUUAACCCAGUCCCCCCUAAUCCUGCAACCCCUUGCCUCCCCCUUGCAGGUGGGAGUCCCACCCAUGUCCCUGCCAAUCAUCCUAAAUCCUGCCCUCAUUGAGGCCACGUCCCCUGUACCACUGCUUCCUGGUCCCAGACCUACUAGCCCUUCUGAUGAGGUCAAGUAAGAGAUCUCAAGCUACCAUACACCCCGACUCUUUCAUCUUUCCAGGCCACCUCCCCUUUUAACAACUGGAUCCAAUAGACUUCAAUUACAACUGCAGUAGCUUGUCACACCUCAAUUUUACCACAUUUCAUUUAAAGGAGAGAUGGCCCUAAACAUUGGACAUUGUUUUAAAAAAAACAAAACAAGAAAAACACCAAUUGCUGGUGCACAUUGCAUUCUUUGUGCUAUUUUUGUGUUGGUAUGUUCUUCUUCCUGUGGACGGAUGACUAAAUGGAGACAAUGGGUCAUCACAUCUGGAUAUUCAGAGACAGAAAAUGCAGGAUAAAAGUCAUAUUGGAAAAAAUAUUAAAAGUAAAAAUCUAAUUGAAGUAAAGUUGGUUCGCCAAGGAUCCUCCCAAUGUAGCCUACAAACGGGGCUACAGCUACCACUGACAAGACUGAGGUCCUGUCUUCGCUAUUUUGGGGGAGAAUUUUGGUGUUUUGGCAACCUGGGAGGGGUCUAUGUUGUACUAUACACGGUGAGCAUUUUAUUGGCUCAUUCCAUUAUUUUUAAACUUAGUGGAUUAUAUGUAUGAUAGACCAAAACAAUAAAAUAAAAACUUUGAUUCAGUAUUUCUCCACCACACAUUUAUUCUUGGGAGUGUAAGGAGGACUUUAAAGGAAAAGGCAAGUCUUAACUGUCUCAUAUAAAGACCCAAAGCUAACAAUGUGUUUGUCUAUCUGUCAGUGCUUUCUGACUUCCGUGGUUCUCAGCUCCAAGCCCAUUGGUUCCUGCUGAAGAUUUAUAUAUAUAAAUAUAUAGUUUGAUUAUAAAAAAGUAGUAAGUCAGUUAUUUCCAAAAACAGCUGGUCAUUGUACUUUUCAACAAAUGUUAAUCAAACAGGAGGAAAUUGUGAAUUUGUUUGGGACGGUUUCAGCUGCAGAUUAAUCCACACUUGGUGUUCUAGUAUUUGGACAUUUGUUUGUAGUAAGAAACAAAGAAAGAAAACAAGGGUGUUUGCGCUCUUAUUACAAGUCCAAAGAAAAA